Nematolebias whitei (Rio pearlfish) is the source of this 10053-nucleotide messenger RNA. RefSeq names its product msx2-interacting protein. The coding region runs from base 234 to 9938 and encodes 3234 amino acids. Gene Ontology annotation, molecular function: RNA binding. The transcript is spliced from 15 exons. The record is from RefSeq and is a predicted model, not a curated record. NCBI's taxonomy places the organism in Eukaryota, Metazoa, Chordata, Actinopteri, Cyprinodontiformes, Rivulidae.
GCUUAGUGGUGCGCGUGAACGACGCAGCGAGGUUGAUCCGCGUUCACGCGCUCGGAUCGAGGACGCCGUAGCUAAAGCUAAACAGGGGAGCGGAGCAGCAGCCAGGCAGGCUAUCGGGCCCAGAUCGUUCACGGAUUCAGCCGUCGGUCAUUUUGUUCAGGCGGACCUCCGACCGGCAGGGAUUAGAAACGUGCCAGAUCAUAUGUGUUUGAACGGGGACAUAAAAUCGCAAGAUGGUUCGGGAAACCAGACACCUUUGGGUGGGAAAUUUACCCGAACAUGUUCGCGAGGAGAAAAUUGUGGAGCAUUUUAAACGGUAUGGCCGUGUGGAGAGUGUUAAAGUUCUGCGAAAGCGAGGGUCAGAAGGUGGCGUUGCGGCCUUUGUGGAUUUUGUGGAUAUCAAAAGUGCACAGAAGGCUCAUAAUGCUGUCAACAAGAUGGGAGAUAGAGACCUUCGAACUGACUACAAUGAACCUGGGUCAGUCCCUAGUGCUGUGCGGGGCCUUGAAGAUAGCUCCCCUUCGAGCAGUCGAGACGUUACAGGAUUUUCUAGGGGAACAGUUGGUCCAGUGUUUGGCCCACCUGUAUCCCUACACACCCGAGAGGGACGUUAUGAAAGGAGAAUAGAUGGUAGUUCAGAAAGCCGUGAACGUGCGUAUGAUCACAGCCCGUAUGGACACCAUGACCGCAGCGGGACAUUUGACAGACAGCGUCACUACAACGCUGAUUAUUACCGUGAUCGCUCUGUGUUUGCAACUGCUGGUCCAGGAAGCAGUGCUAUUGGAGGAAGUUUUGAGGCGUCAGACCCACAUUUUGACUCUAGAAUACGAGACCCAUUUACUCUUACUAAUUCGACACGACGUGACCUGUACAGAGAUGACAGAGGGCGACGUGCCGAUCGAACCUAUCAUCACAGACGAAGCAGAUCGUCUCAUUCCUCGCAGUCAAGGCAACCUUCGCCUCAAAGGACCACAGGGCAAACCUCCAAAACUCCUCAUUCCCCUAAAAGAACCACCUUAUCUCCCGGGAGAGGCCCAAGAUCGCGGUCCCGCAGCAGAUCUUCUAGUUCUGACUCUGUCAGCAGCACUAGCAGCACAGGCAGCGGCAGUGACUCAAACAGCAGCUCAAGUGAUGGUUCUCAGGCACGCUCUGUUCAGUCAUCAGCCACAAACGCUCCUCAUCAGUCCUCGAUGAUCCUAGACUGUGAAGAGCCACGUAGAAGCUGUGGAAUUAAAGUGCAAAAUCUACCAGUGCGCUCCACAGACACAAGUUUAAAAGAUGGCCUCUUCCAUGAAUUCAAGAAAUAUGGCAAGGUGACGUCAGUGCAGAUCCAUGGAGCAUCAGAGGAUCGUUAUGGUUUGGUGUUCUUCAGACAGCAGGAAGACCAGGAGAAAGCCCUCGGUGUUUCCAAGGGAAAGCUGUUUUUUGGCAUGAAUAUUGAAGUCACUGCCUGGAAUGGACCUGAAACGGAGUCUGACAAUGAUUUCAGGCCUUUGGAUGGACGCAUAGACGAGUUCCACCCUAAGGCUACGAGAACACUGUUUAUAGGGAACCUUGAGAAGACGACAAGUUAUCAGCAGCUUCUUGACAUUUUUCAACGAUUUGGAGAAAUUAUUGACAUUGACAUCAAGAAAGUCAGUGCAAUUCCCCUGUAUGCCUUUGUUCAGUAUGCAAACAUUACUAGUGUCUGUAAGGCUAUAAAGAAAAUGGAUGGAGAGUAUCUGGGAAGCAAUAGGCUAAAGCUUGGCUUUGGGAAGAGCAUGCCCUCAACGUGUGUUUGGCUUGACGGUUUGACCCCCAAUAUUACAGAGCAAUUUAUCACACGGCAAUUCUUGCGUUUUGGACAUGUAGUUAAGGUUGCGCUUGAUCGAAUAAAGGGGAUGGCCCUCGUCUUGUACAAUAACACAGAUUUUGCUCAGGUAGCUGUGAGGGAGACCAAAGGCUGGAAAGUUGGUAGAAAUAAAAUAAAGGUGGACUUUGCAAGUCAAGAAAGUCAGGCGGCAUUCUACCGUUCAAUGCAGGAGUCUGGUCAAGACAUUAGAGACUUCUAUGAAGUUCCACCUGAACGACGAGAGGAAUGCAGACCUCCGUAUCAUGAAUUUACAGCAGAGAGACCUUACUUUGAGAACAUACGAACCCCUGGACUUUACCAAGAGGAGGCUCGAAGAGACUAUGCUGCACGCAGCAGAGAGCGCUUUCCUGAACUGGAACAUUAUCAGGGGGAUCACUUUGACCCACGCUAUCAUGAAGACCCAAGGGACUACAGAGACUACAGAGACCCUUUUGAGCAAGACAUCAGAAAAUACACAUAUAUACAAAGAGAACGAGAGAGAGAGCGGGAGCGUUUUGAAGCUGAUCGUAACAGGUGGAGCCCAUCUCAUCCCAGGCGAGCUAUUACUCCCACAAUAUCAACAUCCCCAUCUGAGCGUGCUCCCCGAGACGCUGAACGACGAGUUAACAGCCAGUCUUCUGAAAGAAGUGGCAGUGUGAGCUCAUUGUCCCCUCCACAUUUUGACAAAUCUGAAAAGACCCUGCAAGAACAUACAUCAAAAAGUGAGAAAUGCACUCAGCCAGAUCGUGUGGCAGGAACUGAAAAAACCAAACGUCCAAAACGAAAAGAUAAAGCUGACAAAGAUAAAGGCGACAAGGGUAAACCAAGGAAAGUAAAGGGUCAGUCCCCAUCUAAUCCUCCAACAGAAACGGAGCUGGAGACUGGUUUUGAUGGCGUGUCUGGAAAAGGAAGGGGAUCAGACCAAGAUGCUCCUGAGAGACAAAAAUGUAAGGGUGAAAGUGACAAUCUAUCUGGAAACCAGUUGACAUCUGUUCAUCAAGAUUCUGUUAAAAGUGAAAAAUCGGAAAUUAAUAAAUGCGAUAGUUCAGAGUUGGAUGGAAAGGCUCGACCCAAAAAACAUUCAAAGUCUGAUAUUGGGAAUGAUGGGAAAGAUUCAUCAGUAGACUUAGAACGCCUUGCUGCAAGAAAAAGGCGUUUUGCUGAUGGUGGAAAGGCUACGCCAGUAAAGAAAAGCAGGCACGAGGAAGAAGUUGGUAAUCAGUCAUCUGAACUAGGUGCCAGUUCUGCUUAUUUGAAAGAACCAGAUACUGACAAACACAAAGAAUCACAAAGAAGAGAUGCACGACUCAAACUUGAUAAAUGUAGCAAUCAAAAAGAUGGUCAAGAGGACAUUAGAGGGCAAAGGGAGAAAUCUGAAGGAUCCUUAGACUUAUUGGAGUCAAAACGACAUCCAGGAAGUACUUCAUCAAGAAGGGUCUCACAGGAAGGAAAUGCAGAUCAAAGCAGUACAAGAGAACAAGACCACCAUGAUGCAAUAAAACUUAAUCAGAAUGUUGAAACUAAUAAAAUCAGCAAGAACAAGGAAGACCAUGUUGACAUCGACCUGUCUCAGAGUUACCGUAAGCAGAUGGAACAAAAUAGACGCUUACAUCUGCAGAAGCAGCAGCAACGCGAGUCUGACAAACUUGAAAAAGCAGAAGCUACUCAGAGAAAUGAAGCUGAAGACUUGGAAUAUCGUAGUCUUGUGCAUGAAGUUGGUAAACCACCUGAGGAUGUCACAGACAAUUUUCCAUCUCACAAACCAAAAAAAUCAGACCAGUUUGAGACAGAAUCUGGAAUUAAAAGAGAGCGCGUCUACAGACGACAAUGCAAAGAUCCUGAGUGGACCAGCACACCCUCUCCAGGACACCAGCUCUUUGCUCAGCAUGUAGAUGAAGACUUAAUAGAUUCUUCUCAAAAAGAGUUUGGUCGAAAUGAUGAGAAAAUUCACACCGAGCUUGAGCUGUUCGUCAAAAGAACACACAACACACAAGUGAAUAAGGGAGUCACUCCUACAAAUAGCGUUGAAGAAGAGCAGCAAAAGCGAUGGGAGAGCAGAGGUAAACAAGACUUGUUACCAAACAUGACCUUUUCUGGAAGUCUAAGUAAAAACAUUCAUAAUCGCAAGCAUUUGGAGUAUGGUAUUUGGCAUGACUUGGAGCCUGGGGAAGUGCGAUCAGACUCUGAAGAAGACAGAGAAAUCAAAUCUCACUCUCCCAUGCCUUCAACAUCUGUUCCUCUUUCUGAAAGGCCUAGACCUGAUAGGUUUUCAGAUCCCAAACUUACACACCUUGAAAGAAAUAAAUUCUACUCUCUUGGUUUUGAUCAGACCAUCACUCCUGAUACAAAGGCUCUGCUAGAACGGGCAAAAUCUCUCUCAUCUUCUCGAGAAGAUAACUGGUCGUUUUUAGAUUAUGAUUCUCACUUUGUAAAUUUUUGCACCAGGAAAGAUACAGAGAAAGUAGAAUCAGCGCCAAGACCUACACCUUCUUGGUACAAGAAAAAGAUCCGAAGUGGCUCAGAAGACAAACUUGAUGAUAGAAAAGAAGAGCCUAAACCUGAGGAGCAGGAACGCAGAGAACUCUUUGCGUCACGCUUUCUUCACAGUGCUGUGUUUGAGCUGGACUCAAGACGACUUCAGCUUCUUGAGCGCAAACACAAAGAACUUGAGCAUAUGCUAAAUCAACAAGCUAGUCAGCAUGGGACAGAUAGUGAACUUGAAACCGGGCCAGUUGUUCUUUUCCACAGUCGAUAUUUGGAGUUCACUCAGCUACAACAACAGAAGAACAAAACUCAGCGGCUGCAGGAGGACAAAGGAGAUGCCACAAACACAGAUGAAAAGAAAGCGAAGACGCCUGAUCUAGAACAACAACAACAACAACAACAAACUGUACAGUCUCCCAGCACAGCAGAAUCUAUCACAGAAGUAGAAAUUAAACCAAUCAUUCCAGCAGUAGAAGCAAUUCCUGAACAAAACAUCCAACCUAAUACUGUCCCCAUAUCUGUGAAUAAGGACAUGCCUCCAUCAAAUGAGAAAUCUGUGACAUUAAAUGCAGCCCCUGAUGUUUGUCCACCUGUGGCUUUAAUAAAAGAAGAAAUAAAGGAAGUAAAACAAAGUGAAGUUGAACCCGUAAACCAUUCACCAACUGAGACUACAGUAAAGUCAGAACCUGCACCAAUAGCAGACCCUGAACCCAACUAUCCAUUGAAUAGACUUAAACUUUCUCCAACUAUAGUGACAGUGGUUACUACAGAGGAUGUGAAACCUCCAAUUAAAGAAGAAAUGUGUCACCCUGAACCUAAAGAAGAAUUAAUGAGCAAGUCGGAACUAAAACUUAAUCCUGAGACAACUCAACCAGAGGUGCCUGUAGCUAGUAGUCCAGUUCAUCCUACUUUUGUGGAAGAGGUGGAUGUAACCAAGAAAGAAACAUAUCCUACCUGUGAAAUCACUGUAGAGCCCGAGGAAGAGAAUAAACUUCAAGAUAGUAAAGCCCAUAUGUCUGUUACAAGUGACACAAAUGAAGAGAUAGUCAAUCAGAAAGAGAAUAAAGCAAAAGAAAUUAAAACUAAAAAGAGCAAACAAUCUCCUGCACAGGUUGGUCAAGUACCUGUAUUGUCAGCCACGGUUUUUGAGAAACAGGCAACACGUAAGAGUGAGCGCAUUGACAAAGAGAAACUGAAACGUGGCUCAUCUCCAAGAGCUGAAGCAAAGUCUACGAGCAAGUCUCCUAUCCAUGCAUCAGAUCAUGACAAUUUUGAGCCGAGCAUACCAUUGGGUAGAGCGAGACGAAGAAAUGUUAAAUCUGUUUAUGCCACCCCUGUUGAAGAUGAUGCACUGGUUGUUUCUCGAAAGGAAAUUACAGAGUCACCACGUUCUGCACGAAAGCGAGUUACAGAGAAAGAGCGAGUUACAGAGAAAGAUGCCGUGCAACAAAGCACUGAACAAGAACCACCACCACCACCACCACCUCCUCCUCCUCCUCCAACCCAUCCAGCAAAACGGGGUCGUCCUCCUAAAAACCGUAAACUAUGGGAAGAAAGUUCAAUUGCUAAGGCAGAAAAAAUAAAACUAGACAACAAAGACACUGAUUCAAAUGAAUCCGAAAGUGGUGAAAGAAUUCUAAAAGUUCCUAAAGGAAAAACAAUUCCCCAAGUCGCAAAAACAUCAUCAAAUCAGUUACUCUCAGCUGCAGGGUCUGUAUCAACAAAAAAAGUAGAUAAAACUGAGACAGCUGAAGAGACACAAGAAAUACAUUUAACUGAGUCGCAUACUUUGGUUGAUUCAUCAAGUUUGAGCAAAGAUUUAUCAGUGAAAAAUGACAACUCGAAGAAAGAUGAAAAGGUUAAACAAGACAUAGAACUGUGCAAAGAUAAAGAUGUUUCACUGGAAAAUGUUGGUGAGGAAAAAUCAGAUGGGAAAGAGACAAAUUGUCUGGUUGAUGAAAAACCCACCUCAGAGAAAGACCGGACUGUAAGAGGGAAAGUCAAGUCAAGCAGGACUCCAAAAUCUCCUGUGCUCAAGAACCUUAAAAUCCGACUAAAUGUCACAGAGGUCAAAGAUCUUCUUCAGUUAGGCGAGGAAGAACUAGGGAACCAAGAAGACAUGCAAAAAAAGAUCAAACCUGGUGACCUCAUUGAUGCUGUUUCAAAGAACAUAACUGUUAAUAAAGGGUGUCCUGAUGAAGAAAAGGGUACAAAGGAGACUGAAACUUCAAAAAGCUCGAUUUUACAGGAGAGAGAAUUGGAGCAGGCUGUGGAGAACAUUGCCAAACUUACUGAUCCAACUUUUACAGCAGAACCACAGACUUCACCUGUCCACCCAGCAGAAGCAAAAAGUGACGCAGAGGAAGAAAAACCUUCUAACCCUGCCAGUGAGACCGAACUGAUUGCUGCUAUUGACUCAAUAACUGCUGAAAAUGCAAGUGUAUCUCUUCCCCAAGCCCCUUCAAUCCAGACCGAUGUAUGUUCAGAACCUGAAAUGCAAGACCUAAUUCAGCCAGUCAAGGUUAAAGAAGUUGAAUUAAAUUCUUGUGCUAAACAAGAGGAACCUGCCUUCUCCAACACACCCAAAAAGGGCAACAAAGGAAGGCCAAAAACACCUAAACGCUCUAAAGCUAUAAAGCAAGUAAAAAAAGACUCAAAAGAACAGCCACUAAGUGAGAAACCAACAAUGCCUUUAGCUGGGAACACAACUUCAGAUGCAAAGAUUGUGUCUGAAACACCUCCAUCAGCAGCAGCUACUGCUGCUGUUAUUACCUCUACUACUUGGAAGCCAGAGCUUCCAGCUGCUACAGAGAUGGUGUCAUCUUUGGAAGAGCAGAAACAACCCCUGAAAUCUUUGUACCCUCAGGCUAAGAGUCCAAUAUUCUCAAAACCUCAGCAGUUGCCACCUGACAGCAUCUCCCUUGCUCUGGCCUCAAACAAAUCAAAUAUCAGACCCAUUCAAACAAAUAGAGCUUCUCUUUCUCCACCUGACUGGCGCCAGCAGGCUAAAGAGACAGGUGUGUCUUCUCCACAUGUCAUGUCUUUGGCAACCAAGGAAAGUCAGCCAGCAUGCUCAGACUCGGAUAAAAUUAAUAUUGAUCAUGGCACAAGUGACUUGAGACAGAUUCUAAUGAAAACUAAAUCUGGUUCCCUCCAAAGUAAUCUUGUUAUUUCUAGUAAUCUGCCCAACCUUCGAGAUCAGAACUUGUCUGAAAGCAGUACUUCUCUCACAGCUGUCGUUCCUAACAAGUUGUCACACCCUGACAACAAAAUGCCAUCUCAUUCAGCACCACCUGUUGUUCGACCUCCAGUGUCAUUGACAUCCUCCGAAACAAAAUCUGUGAUCUCUGUUAUUGCAUCUACUGGAACCUCUGUUAUCAGUCGCAUUUGCAACCCUCCUGAGCCUGAGGUAAAAAUAAAUGUAAACAUUGGAAACCCCUGUAUUGAAAAGGCUUUACCCAAAACUGCAUAUAGACCAAGCAAAGAUGAUACUAGCUCAUAUCAUAGGCCAUCUGAUGAAGGGGCAAGUGCUCCACUCUUCAUUGUUGAGAACCCUGCCCUCAGUACUGGGUCUUGCUCUGGUCUUAGAGUAAACACAUCUGAAGGAGUGGUAGUAUUGAGCCACUCUGGCCAGAAAACAGAGGGACCCCAGAGGAUUAGUGCCAAGAUUAGUCAAAUCCCACAAGCAACAGCAGGUGACAUGGAAUCACAACAGCUAGUGUCUAUGCCUCAGAUUAAACAGGACAUUUAUGGUCAUUCUCAGUCAGGACUUCAAAAGGGACCUUCAUUACAGACAGAUCAUGGGCAUUCCGUUAAGCCACAGUCAGGUCUGUCUUGUAAUAAACAUGAAAGCAGUAGUUUGGAAAAGAUGGAUUCUGCUUAUCAGCCUGGUCCUCAAGGAGUAGUAAAGCGCCUCUCGCAGGCUAACCAGCCAGUCAUAAGUUAUCACCAAGACUACAUGCAAUUAAAGCAUCAAAAGAAAAUUGAUAGUGCUGAUUCACAUUCUGCAGAUGGAGCAAAACCAUCUUGGACCUCCACUGUAAGUCCUGCAAUAAGCCCCCAUUUGCCUUCUCCACCUGGAAACCAUGUAGGUUUUCCUACGUCCGCUGGUGACAGAACUACUUCGCAUCUUGGGGCGAUCAAACCAGAGCCACGAUCUCCACGCAAGUCUGGCCAUCCACAUUCUCCAUUUACUAAAGUGUCCUCACCCAUAGGUUCCUCGUCACCAAAAGGCAUCCCUGUAAUGCUAUCCUCUGGCCAUCCUGCCAUGCAACAGUUUAUUACUGGUGUUCAUCAUCCAGAGCAGUCUGUUAUCAUGCCUCCUCACAGUGUGCCUGGAGGUUUGGGACGGAUGUCUCCUCAUUGUGUUUCCCAGCCGAUGUCAAUGGGACAUCUUGUACAAGGAGAUGUUAGGGUCAACACACCACCUUUAUCUGUGAUGAACUAUGGGAUACACAGUGACUCGCUCGCCUCUCCCUGGUCCGGUCCUCUGCAGCCACGGUCUUCCCCACCCCAGCCUGCUGGCAGAGACAAGGUUCUUAAAGUUAAUCCUGGUUCUUUAAGGAGUCAUGAGGGGGAACAGGAAGAAUCCAUGCAUUUACACCAAACAGGAAGACCACCUUCGUCUUUGCCAUCAGAUCCUCGUGGGCCCAUGAGAAAUAGUGUUCCACUAGAAUCGUAUAUGGUUCAGAGAGACAUGCGUGUGCUCAUGCACCAGCAGGGGGAGCGAUUGACCACAGACCCUCACCCUGGACAUAUUCAAGAAACUCUAACUCCGUCUCUAUCUCCAAGAGCGCACAUUUUGCCGAAAGGUGUAACGGAGAAAGAUCUAACGAAGUCAUUAGAAGCAAAGAGGCCACACUCUCCUCAUCCAAAGGAUGGAAUGAUGGGUGUCAGGCAAGCUGGUCCAGCAGUGGCUUCUCCCCAGAGGGUUCAGCUAAUGCCACCAGGACCAGGUGGAUCAUUCUCAGAGUACUCUGGGAUGUACGCAAACCGUAUCCAUUCUAAAAUGCCAGAGGCUCCUGUUGGACAUAACCAGCCACAACUGAACGUCACACAGUCUAUGGGUGCAGAACUUCAGACAAAACCAGAUGGUAAGAUGACGCAGCCUGUUAAUAUGGUGCACUUGCUCACGAAAUACCCUAUUGUGUGGCAAGGCCUUCUGGCACUGAAGAAUGACAUGGCUGCAGUCCAGUUGCAUUUUGUCUGUGGAAACAAAGCUCUGGCUCACAGGUUGCUGCCUCUACAGGAAGGAGGUGCUCUACUUCGGAUUGUCCAGAGAAUGAGACUAGAAGCUUCACAGCUGGAGAACGUAGCCAGAAAAAUGACUGGGGACAGUGAUUAUUGUCUUCUCCUUGCUUUGCCUUGUGGACGAGAUCAAGAUGAUGUUAUAAACCAAACUCAAGCUCUGAAGGCUGCAUUUAUCAGCUACUUGCAGAAAAAGUUGGCAGCUGGUAUCAUAAAUAUCUCAAAUCCAGGUUCCAAUCAGCCCGCCUUUGUGCUUCAGAUUUUCCCGCCCUGCGAGUUUUCAGAGAGUCACUUGUCGCUGCUCGCCCCCGACCUUUUGGACAGGAUCUCCAGCAUCUCACCACACCUCAUGAUUGUCAUCACCACUGUGAUGUAACGUCACCGCUGGGACCCCUCAUCUGAUGCUCCCACCCACCAGCCUCAGGAAAACAGAGGAAUAUAUAUUUUUUCCUGGAUAUAAUUGGGAAUGUAUAGGAUCUACCCUAUGAUUU